This is a messenger RNA of Penicillium crustosum, 5574 nucleotides long. RefSeq names its product putative pectin methylesterase. Gene Ontology annotation, biological process: cell wall modification. The transcript is spliced from 5 exons. Gene Ontology annotation, molecular function: pectinesterase activity. The coding region runs from base 1 to 5574 and encodes 1857 amino acids. Lineage: Eukaryota; Fungi; Ascomycota; Eurotiomycetes; Eurotiales; Aspergillaceae. The record is from RefSeq and is a predicted model, not a curated record.
AUGCGCGUUUGGUCGGCCUUCGGCUUUGCUGGCCUCUCGGUGGCUUCUGCGAUCUCGAGCAUUGCUGUCCCUGCUGCCACAACGACUGAAAUUGCUACUUCAUCGGCUACAUCAGCUGGAACGACUACUGCGUCAGCCUCAAGUUCAACUUCUUCCACCCCCACAACCAUUGUCACUGUUGCAACAGAUAGCAGUGGCCAAUUUACCGCAAUUGGCGAUGCUAUCACCUACGCCCAGAGCCACGGUAUCCCAACUGUGACUGUGCUCGCGGGUACUUAUACCCAGGCAGUGACUGUGUCUGCAACCCCGACCGUGACGGUUAUUGGUCAAAGCGAUGCCGCCGACGACUAUACCCAGAACAAGGUCACCAUCACUAACACCGGCACCGUUCUGACAAUCAACAACAAUGUCCAGCAAGUCAGCUUCAAGAAUGUCAACUUCCUCAACACUGCCUCUGGCUCCGGCGCCAUGGUGCUGAAGGGAAACAAGUACGCCUUUUACGACUGCCAGAUUGUCUCAACCGGAACACUGGGAGUAACUGCCAGUGUCGGUCUUGGAAUCAUCGCAAACUCUUACAUUGAGGCACUUGAUAAGAUCCUGUACGGUGGUGCCAACCUCUAUGUAUACAACACUAAGAUUGUCCCUGUGGACAGCUCCGCGCUGCUCGCUUACAUGAAGGGUACUACCCAAACCACCACUUCAACGCUGUAUAACUCCACCGUUGUGUUCGAUCACGUCACAGUGGCUGCAAAGUCGGGAUCGUCGAUCAGCAAUGUGGCUUUGGCUUCUGCUAACGGUGCUGGAGUCGUUGUCCUGGUCCGCAACUCUGUCCUCGGCAGUUUGAUUGCCGCUACUGGUGCUCACGUCGAUACCGUCAGUCAAGAUGGACAGAAUUUUUUCGCCGAGUACUCUAAUACCGGCUCGGGUGCCUAUGCCAACAAUGCUGUUACUCGUGCUCAGUAUGUGUCAGUUCUCGAUGCAUCGGCCUUGUCUCAAUACAGUGUCAGCGCCGUGUUUGCCGCUGCCCUCCCUGCCUAUGCUUCCGAUGAUACCACCUGGAUCAAUUCAUCCGUGCUAGCAGCCAUUCAAACGGCAGAUAAGGUCCAGACCUCGUCUACUGCUGCCUCAACAGUGGCAUCCUCGACAGGUUUGGCUGUUACGACUACGACUGCCGCCGCCACCCCGACAUCUACUUUCAUUGUCAAUCCAACAGCUGGCCCCUACAAGAAUGUGACUGCUGCUAUCGCUGCCCUACCCAGUGAUGGUCAAGAGUACACAAUCUACGUCAUGGCCGGUACAUAUAAUGAACAGAUCUCCAUUACUCGUACGGGAAAGACGAUCCUUCGCGGAGAGACAACAUUUGAGAACGAUUACACUCAAAACGCUGUCACUAUCUCAUACUCCAAUGGUGUGUUGACCAGCGCAAACAAGGAUGAGGAUACACCGGUUGUUAAUGCCAAAAACACUGACGGCAAGGGCCUGGCCAUCUACAACAUCAACUUCCAGAACACCUACCCUCAAACCGCGAACACUGCUGCUCUUGCUGCCGACUUCUAUGGCACCGUGCAGGCUUAUGGUUGCUCCUUCAUCGGAUACCAGGAUACACUUCUUGCGAAUAAGGGCACUCAAGUGUUUUCCAACUGUUAUGUUGAGGGUUCCAUUGACUUCAUUUGGGGUUUCUCCACGGCCUACUUCUACCAGUCGGUCAUCGCAUCCAAUACUCCCGGUUCCUGCAUUGCUGCAAUGAGCCGUUCUUCUUCCACUGCCACUGGAGGUUACGUCUUCGACAACUGUCUCGUCACCUACACAUCCAGCUACGGUAGUACUUACCAGAAUACUUGGCUUGGUAGACCUUAUUCGUCUUACAGUCGUGUUGUUUACAAGAAUUCAUACAUCGAUAAGCAUAUCAGCCCUACGGGAUGGCAUGUGUGGUCAACAAGCAGCCCCCAAACAGACUACGUGACGUUCGGCGAAUUCAACAACACCGGACCUGGAAGCUGGUCUAGCAGCCGUGCAUCAUUCGCCACCAACCUCACCGAGACCCAGGCAGAUGCCUAUACUUUGUCCAACUGGGUCGGAGGAACAUCUUGGCUCGACAUGGAUACUUAUGGCUACGCUCCGUCUUACGACUUGACCGGUGGUGCUAGCACUACAGCCACGGCAACCAGCUCUGCUACCUCCACUGCUACCGCUGUCUCAACUGCUUCCGCAGUGUGGGCUCACCCGUCCAAUGGCACUACUCCCCCGGCCGGUGCUGUUCUGGUUAGUGUCUCUGGAUCCGUGAAUGGAUCGUAUGCCAACCUUACCGAUGCUCUUGCAUCGCUCCCGGACGAUACCACUACUCAGAUUAUCUUCAUAUAUGCCGGAACAUACGAGGAGCAAGUCCCGACUAUCAACCGCAGUGGUCCUGUCAUGAUUGUCGGCUACACCACUGGAAACCCUGGUCAGAGCUAUGCAGACAAUCAAGUCACAAUUACUUUCGCGCAUGGACUUUCCGUCUCUCCUCUCCCUACUGGUCACUCUGAUGCCGAGACAGCAACUGUUGCCACUGCGUCUACCAAGAUCGCCUUCUACAAUAUCAACAUUAUCAACUCGGAUAACCUUGAUGGCCUGGAGUCUUCUUACGUCACCCUGGCUGCAUCCAUCUAUGGUAAUCAUGUAGCAUUCUAUGGUGUCUGGUUCCAGGGAUGGCAAGAUACUCUCCUGACUGGAAGUACAAACGGAUACCAAUACUACGAAUCGUCUUAUAUCGAGGGCGCAAUUGAUUUCAUUUGGGGAUACUCUAAGGCCUACUUCAAGGGGUGCACCAUUGGUGCUAAGAGGGCCAAGUCUGCGAUUACUGCACACAGCCGAGCCUCGUCUACCGCGAUCGGUGGUUACAUCUUCGACCAGACUUUGUUCACUGCUGCCGCUGACGCCACUGUUGAUCUCACGGGUUCUGUGUACAUUGGUCGUCCCUACUCCCAGUACGCUCUUGUCGUGGUUAAGAACUCAUACCUUACCGAUGUGAUCAACCCAUCUGGAUGGAAGGUGUGGUCAACCAGCGACCCUCGCACUUCUGGAGUUACUUUUGCUGAAUUUAACAACACCGGUCCGGGUAACUGGGAAAACAAUGAGGCAGCCCGUGAGGCAUUCGGAUAUGCUACUCUGCUGACAGAGGAUACCUACUCCCUGGCGAAUGUCAUGGACUCGACUGACUGGAUUGACAUGACCUACUGGGACUCCAUUGAUACGCCUACGGCCGUCUCUGGAACAGCCACCACAACAGCUACCCCAACUCCGACCGCCACGGCGAUUUACGAUGGAACCACCCCGCCCUCUGGUGCUUAUAUUGUGUCUAAGACCAGUCUCGGGACAAAUACGACUGUCUACGAUACCAUCCAAAGUGCUCUCGAUGCCAUUCCAACCUCGUCCAAGGUCACACCCACCAUCUUCAUCUACCCUGGUACAUACGAGGAGCAACUUGUUAUUGCCAAGUCUGGAUCUGUCAUCUUCAUGGGCUAUUCUGAGUCCACUUACGACUAUUCCAGCAACCAGGUCACCAUUCAAUACAACCAUGGUAUUGACACCGGUGCCGAUCAGUCCAACUCUGACGGUGCCACAGUCUAUGCCACUGGUAACUACUUUGAGGCCAUAAACAUUAAUUUUGUCAACAACAACGGCACCCAAAAAGACAUCGCCACCCUCGGGUUUGCCGUCAGGUCCAGCAAAUAUGCCAGUCUGUAUGGCUGCCAAGUCAAAGGAAACCAAGACGCUCUCUUGAUCAACGGUUACCUUUUCAUGAGCAAUGGAUAUGUUGAGGGUAACAUUGACAUGAUUUGGGGAAGUGGUUCUGGUUACUUCUUGAACACAACCAUCUCGCCCAACGAGGAUGGCAUCAAUCUCACAGCAGAUAAGAGAACCACAAGCACCACUGCUGGAGGUUUCGUAUUUGAUCAGUGUAAGAUCAUUCCUUCGACCGGCGCCGGCUCCAUGUCGGAGAUCUCGCUCGGAAGGCCCUGGAACCAGUAUGCCCGAGUUGCAUAUAUUGACUCCUACCUCGACUCCUGCGUGGAGGCUUCUGGAUGGGAACAAUGGUCCAAAUCGAGCCCUCAGACCUCCGGCGUCACCUUUGGUGAAUAUGGAAAUUACGGUCCGGGUUCUAGCACUUUGGCGCGUGCGACGUUUGCUUCUCAGCUUACUGAUGCUGAUGUCGCUCAAUUCCAGCUUACCAGUUUCUUCCUCAAUACAGCCUGGAUCGAUUUCACACACGUUGAUGGGACGCCGUUCGUCCCGGGAACCACUACCACUGUUUCAAGUGCUGUUUCCAGCGCUGUCGUGGCAAGUCCUACUGUUUCAACUGCUAUCUCUUCAGCCAUAGUUUCUAUCCCCCUUACAACUGUCACUGCCACUGUUGAUGUGACCACCACUUCAACCACAGGCGCCUUCAUCACAGUCACCCCUACUGAUAAGGUUUCGACAGUCAAGUCCACCACGGUCCUGACUCUCACACCGGAAGAUGUGACAAAGACUACCACCCUCAAGUCGACUACCACUAGUACUGAUGUCCUGACUGAACCAGCCACCACAUCCACCAAGACUUCGAUAGUGACUGUGAAUAUCGGCAGCACCAUUACGCCUGAUCCAAAGACCGUUACCAAGACCAGCAAAGCUACGACCACAGAUACAGUGACCGUAACUGGCAAGGACACCACGAAGACCGUGAAGAGCACCCUCACCUCGACGUCAAUUAUUACUGCCGUUGCUUCCACGGUCACCGACAAGGCGACAGUUACUGUCACUAGUGUCAAAACGACGAGUGCCAAGGCUGGGAAGACUACUUCGAUCGCAACAGUCACGGUUGGAUCUGAAGGAACCACGACCGUUAGCGCCAAAGCCACUACUGAGGUCGUUACUUCUACUUCUACAAAGACGGCCACCAAGAAGGUCACAACAACUCUUAGCUGUGACGCCCCCACCAAGAAGAUCAAGCGGGGCCUCGUACCUCGGGACAACGUUGCCACAGUCACUGACUAUGUCACGGAAGUCGACUAUGUUACUAAGAUUGUAACCAUGACGCUUCCUACCACCACGGACUACAUCACCGAUGUCACAACCAAGACAACCUCACUCAAGGCCGCGACAGUCACAAAUACCAUCACUUCCAUCGCCACUAAGCUGUCCACCAGCACCAUUCGGGCCGUCACCUCGAUCGUUACUGUCAUUGACACUACCUCCGUCGGCAAGACCACAACCCUGAAGGCUUCCACUAUCACCAACACGGUUACCUCAUUGGCCGAGAAGCACGCUACAGUUACUCUCCCAGGUCAAACGGUGACCACCGUGAGCCUGAAGACGGCAACUGUCAAGACCACCCUCCACGUGCCCGCCGCAACUACAACCGCCACUGUAACAACAACGGUGAAGAGCACCACCACUCUCCCUGGCUCCACUAGCACUGUCAUCAAGACAUCGACCGUCACUAACCAUCCCUCGGUUACUAUCACCCAUCGUGCUACGUCCACUUCUACCAAGGUCGUCAAGACUACUUCCACUAGCACUGUGACAGCCACAAAGACCGCUAAUUGUGAUUAA